AUGGACGUUCCUGAGCCUGAGCAGACGCCUUUCACGGCCGUGACGGCGCAAACCUCGAAGCUGGCUAGGCAAUACCAAACCUACCUCGACGCCUCCACCCCAUUCACAGCCUACCGCUGGACCGGCACCGUCGUCCUACUCCUCAUCUUCUUCCUGAGAAUCGUCCUCGCCCAGGGAUGGUACAUCGUAGCCUACACCCUCGGCAUCUACCUGCUCAACCUCUUCCUUCUCUUCCUGCAACCCAAGUUCGACCCGUCCCUGACGCAGGAUGAGGGUCUGGAAGACGGCGACGCCGCCGCUCCCAGCCUGCCCAUGAAGCAAGACGACGAGUUCCGUCCUUUCAUCCGCCGUCUCCCCGAAUUCAAGUUCUGGCACUCGGCCACUCGCGCCAUUGCUAUCGGCUUCGUGUGCUCGUGGUUCGCUGUCUUCGAUAUCCCGGUGUUCUGGCCUGUCUUGGUGGUUUACUGGAUUAUUCUGUUUGUGUUGACCAUGCGCCGCCAGAUCCAGCACAUGAUCAAGUACCGCUAUGUGCCGUUCUCGUUCGGUAAGACGCGGUACGGUCGGUCAUAA
Molecule: messenger RNA, 570 nt
Organism: Aspergillus neoniger CBS 115656
Lineage: Eukaryota; Fungi; Ascomycota; Eurotiomycetes; Eurotiales; Aspergillaceae
Product: Rer1 family protein
Exons: 3
Coding region: 1-570 (189 amino acids)
Biological process (GO): protein retention in ER lumen; retrograde vesicle-mediated transport, Golgi to endoplasmic reticulum
Cellular component (GO): Golgi membrane
Source: RefSeq, a predicted model, not a curated record